Molecule: messenger RNA, 4477 nt
Organism: Archocentrus centrarchus (flier cichlid)
Lineage: Eukaryota; Metazoa; Chordata; Actinopteri; Cichliformes; Cichlidae
Gene: esr2a
Product: estrogen receptor 2a
Exons: 9
Coding region: 352-2142 (596 amino acids)
Biological process (GO): regulation of DNA-templated transcription; cellular response to estradiol stimulus; estrogen receptor signaling pathway
Cellular component (GO): nucleus
Molecular function (GO): sequence-specific DNA binding; nuclear estrogen receptor activity; steroid binding
Source: RefSeq, a predicted model, not a curated record
CAGACCUUGGACGUUAUAAGUGGUUCAUGACAGCCCUCUUUAACACUUCAUUUUACACCUCUGCCCACGCGUGACACCGCUGCGGGACUUGGUGCGGUCAGCCUGAAAACUUUCCCCUGCUGUUGGUGUUUCUGGAGGAACAGGUGGAAAGUUCUGCUGCUCUUUAAUGAUGAGAAACUCAUGGCAGGACUGAGACGGAGUACUGAACAUCCCUCCCUACCCUGUCUUAGACUCCUUUCCUGUCAUCUCCAUCUUCUGGACUGUUUCACGAGGACAUUCAGUCACACGGAGCAGAAUCAAAACCAAGUAAAAACCGUUUAAGAAUUGACGUUCGCUUUGACAGCUCACCAUAUGAGCUCUGAAACUUUUCUGGCCUGUGGAGGUAGAUCUGCUAUCUCUGUUGUUUUUCUAUUCCACUUUUCAGUUGUCGGUAAUGUAGUAAUUCAACUGAUACUGUUAGAAGCAUUUGCUGUCGUGAUGGCCGCUGCCUCGUCAUCCGAGAAACUGCUGCAGCUCCAGGAGGUGGACUCCAGUCGAACUGGUAGCCAUGCUCUCGCCUCGAUCCUCAGCUCCUCUUCUCCUGGUCUGUCCCGUGAAACGAGCCAGCCCAUUUGCAUCCAUUCGCCGUAUACUGACCUUGGCCAUGACUUCACCACCAUACCUUUUUACAGUCCAACUAUCUUUAGUUAUGCUGGUCCCAGCAUUUCAGACUGUUCCUCUGUCCAUCAAUCACUAAGCGCCUCUUUAUUUUGGCCUAGCCACGGCCGUGUGGGGACACCCAUUACGCUGCACUGCCCCCAGAGCCGACCCCAGCAAGGCCAAACAGUCCAGCCUCCGUGGGACAGUGCUGUAACAGCUAGCAAGAGCGUGAGGAGGCAUUCCCAGGAGAGUGAGGAAGGCAUGGUGUCAUCAGGUGGAAAGGCAGACCUCCACUAUUGUGCUGUGUGCCAUGACUAUGCUUCCGGCUACCACUAUGGAGUCUGGUCAUGUGAAGGAUGUAAAGCCUUCUUCAAGAGGAGCAUUCAAGGACACAAUGAAUACAUCUGCCCAGCAACCAAUCAGUGCACUAUAGACAAGAACCGUCGUAAGAGCUGUCAGGCAUGUCGCCUUCGCAAAUGCUAUGAAGUUGGCAUGACCAAAUGUGGUAUUAGAAAAGAGCGUGGAAACUGCAGGAACUCGCAGCCAAGGCGAGUAAUCCGUCUGUCCUCACAGAACAAAGCAACCAAACCAAAGGGUGGACCAUCUGAGGGUUCAUUAAAUGAGCCCCAACAACCUGAACUGACCCCAGAGCAGCUGAUUGAGCGGAUAUUGGAGGCAGAGCCGCCAGAGAUCCAUCUCAUGAAGGACAUGAAGAGCCCGCUGACUGAAGCAAGCAUUAUGAUGUUGCUCACCAACCUGGCUGAUAAGGAGCUGGUUCACAUGAUCAGCUGGGCCAAAAAGAUUCCAGGGUUUGUCGAGCUUAGCCUUGUAGACCAGGUCCAUCUGUUGGAGUGCUGCUGGCUGGAGGUGCUGAUGAUCGGACUGAUGUGGAGGUCAGUGGACCAUCCAGGGAAACUCAUCUUCUGCCCUGACCUCAGCCUGAGCAGAGAAGAGGGGAGCUGCGUUCAAGGCUUUGUGGAGAUCUUUGACAUGCUGAUAGCUGCCACAACCAGGGUGAGAGAGCUCAAGCUGCAGAGGGAGGAGUUCGUCUGCCUCAAGGCCAUGGUCCUCCUCAACGCCAACAUGUGCCUCGGCUCCUCAGACUGCGGUGAGGACCUGCAGAGCCGGUCCAAGCUGCUGCGCCUCCUGGACGGCGUGACGGAUGCUCUGGUGUGGGCCAUCGGCAAAAGUGGCCUCACCUUCCGUCAGCAGUACACCCGCCUCGCCCACCUGCUCAUGCUGCUUUCACAUAUCCGCCAUGUCAGUAACAAAGGCAUGGACCACCUCCACUGCAUGAAAAUGAAGAACAUAGUGCCUCUAUACGACCUGUUGCUGGAGAUGUUGGAUGCCCACAUCGUGCACAGCUCUCGCCUGCCUCACCGGCCUCCUCGGCAGGACUCCAAGGAUCAGAGCGAGGCUCCUGCUCAGCCACACAGCUCUGGAAGCGGCCCCUCAAAUACCUGGACACCCAGUAGCGCUAGAGCCGGAGGUGAACCCCAGUAGUCAGAUCAGAAUUCAGAUGCAAAUGAAUUUUCAUUGCUUUCCACAAAACUUGUUCAGAGGACUGAAGAGGUGCUUCACAGAAAUGAUGUGCAAAGACUGAGAGCUGGAUUCUGCGAUCUGCCACUGGUGAAUCUUUGACACACUGUGCACGGUUUCUGGUGAACUUCCCAAGUUAAACACGUGGAAGACUGAUUGCACUAUAUUGCCACUAUAUUAUCAAAAGGCUUGAGAAAAACAGGAACAAACUGUCAAACUGGUCAUUUAAUCAAUGGGAACUGUACUUAAACAUGGUUGUAAUAUUAACGGGACCUUUAAAUUAACCAACCAACAAACCAAAAAUCAUGCAGAAAAAUGAAACAUAACUGAUUUGAUUACACUUUGUAAUGACAGCAUGUAUUUAAUCAGAGUUUGUACAGUUUGCUGGAGCAUCCCGGCAGGUGUAACAAGCAUGCGUGUAACUGAGUCCCACAAACAGAAAACUCAGAGGUAAAGUCUGAGUUAUGGAAAUCUUAUACUGUGAAAUUUACAGUGCUCACUGGCGUAUUCUCUUCGACAAAUCUGAAUUUGUGCUUUGGCUUUCUUUGUGUGGAUGUUUUAAUGCUUAGGUGGUGGCUUUUCUGUACAUAUGGACUUGAGGUUCAAUGUUAAGGCUGCAGCGAAAGAUUGUCAUUAUUGAUUAUUCUGCUAGUUAAUUAACCAGUUUAUUGUUGGGUCUAUGCAGUAAAGCACUUGUUAUGAUAUCCAACACACCAGGGUUACAUCUUUAUCUGUUUUGUCCAACCAACAGUUUCACGUGAAAUUGUGUUAAUUUAAUGCUGUGUAUGACAUACAUAGAAUUGAGAAGGAGGAUUUCAAAAUAAUCACUGAUUAAUUUUCCUGUAGAUCAACUUAUUGAUCUAGUUUUCAUAACCAGAGAACAUUAAUUAACUCUGGUCACCUCUUCUAAAACCUGAACUAGAUUUAAAAACAAAAAACAGAGACCAAAGCCAUGCAGCAGUCUAUAAAAUGGACUAGAUAACCCAGGGCACUAUGAUGCAUGAAAACAGGCCAUACUCUGUAUCCUCCUGUGUAAGGGAUUCAUUUGAUUUGGUAAAACUAGAUUUUUGGGAUUUGUGGUAUAUUGCUUUAAAUACAGUGCUCAAAAAAUUAAGGGAAUACUUGAUCAUUAUCAUGUAACACAAAGACAGUUAAACUUCAGGCAUAUCAAUCUGUCCAGUUAAGAAGCAUUUCCAGUGCAACAGUUGCACUGGAGAUUCAACAAGACAACCCACCAAAAGGUGAUGGUUUGGCAGGUGGUGGCCACAGAGCAUCGCUCUCUUCCUUCUUACUGAUUUUUUUUUUUUUUUAUCUUUUUCUUGUUACCCCUCAGCCUAAAAAGGCUAAUGGGGGAAAUGUCAUCACCCAACUUUCAACUUUCUGAAUGCAAUAAUUUGAGAAUGAUGUCACCUAGGUUUUUCAAAUUGAUACAUAGAUGCAUCUUCUAAAAAUCUUGGACAAGUUGGAAUCUCAUCGACCUUGACCUCAAGGUCAAGUUUUCUGAAAAUCUUGUCAAUGUGAUAACUCUAACGAUGUGACCUACCAUUUUCAAAUUUGAAUCUCAGGGACCUCGGUUUAACUGACUUUGUGUUAUGCUGUGAUUAUUGAGUGUUCCCUUCACUUUUUUUUUUUUUUGUUUAACAGUGUGAUGAAAGGCAGCAUUUGCACAAAAAAAACUGUUACUUUGUUAGCAUCUCACAUAUCUGUUGAAUUACUGACAGAGUUGUUUCCUCUGGGUUAAACAUGAGCUAAAUUGGUAGUUGAUGUGAGUGCUUUUCUUCUUUAGCUAAAAAGCUGACAUAAAAAAUCUGAUCUGAAUGCUGAUAUCUUUUAAAUGCAGUUAUUUGAAUAAUAAUUUAAAAACCCAGCUGUUUCCAGCUGGUUCCUUUUUACUUGCUCACGCCUGUCUUUGCUUUAUUGUCAAAGAUGCCUUACUUGUUUCCUGUACAGAAUCAUAACCACUUUGCUCUUAUGCCGACGUAGCACUCAAAGAAAAUUUUUGUACUUUUAAACUCGCUACAGUUGCUCUUUGUGACAUGAUGCAGCUUCAACAAUCAGGAUGACUGCAGGGUUCAUCAGAUGCAGGCCUCUGGACUCUCCGGUCCUUCUGUACACCUUGUGCUUUUCCUCUCAUCACCCUUUUGUCACCAAACUGUUUUACCGCUGCGCACAGGUACUUCUUGUUCCUUUCUGGUGAAAACUUUUGAUGAAUGUAUAAACCAGUCAAACAAUAAGUGAGAGGACCAUUUGGCUUUUUUUUUGUCAGUUAUCAAACACUAAUCUCCACUGUGUUUAACCA